UGCCGCCAUAGCCAUCCACGUGGACACUGCUGGGGCCGCCAUAGCCAUACUGGGAGUCUUUUCUCCGUCAGGAGUCAAUGGCACGAUGAGGAUUAUCUCAAAUAUUUUGAGAUUUUUUUUUUGACACGUCAUCAUGGCGGCAGUCGUGGACCAGAGCAUUAUUAGAAUCAUACCUACUUCGGCUCGUAGGGUGAGUUUUCCACGGCGCGCUGUGGGAUGUGAGAUCGAGAAACGUAAAUCCGGUCGGAUUCAAUGCAUCUUGCAGCAUACGAGUUCGACAUCGUCAAUUCCAAAAAAAUCGGCGCCUUCAAAAAAUUCUUCAAUUUUAAAAAAUCUCAGAAAUUCGGCAAUUUCCAGAACGUCGGCAUGUUCGACGAGUCCUCGUACGACUGUUUCGAAAAUUUGGCGGGAAAGCAAACGACACGGAGACAAAGAUGAUCUCUUUUUUGGCGGGAGAGGACGCGGGCGAUGCCAGCAGCAGCAGCAGGCAGCGCGGGAGCUUGAAGGUUCUUUGGCGCGCUGCAGAAAGUCUGAUCGGAGUAAUGGCGCGGGUAAUGGAAAGCGCGCCAAGCGUUGGAUAUCCACCAGGCUUGGCGCGCUGCAGAUGGCGGGGCAGGGCCGGAGGGAGAGAGGAGAGAAAGCGCGGGUGCAAUCUCAUAAGCCGGAUCGGGGGGGAGAGGAGGAGGAGGAGGAGGAGGAGGAGGAGCUGUCGCCUGUCAUCAUCGAUCAAUGGCUUGGAAGGGGGCUGCGGCGGUCUAAGUGGAGGGGGAAAGGGAGGCGGCGGGAAACACAGGGAGGAACGAUGGACACGUGGAGCAAUAUCGAUCGACCGCGUUGGGUGGGAGUAGGCGGCGGAGAGAGGGGCCGAUGUGCGACGCGCAUGUACGGCACAACAGCAAGCCAGAUGUACCACAUCAUCUCCUUCCUUAUCAGCGAUCGCCAAACAAGGAUGAAUAGAACGACGAUGUGCGCCGACCAGACGGAGGACCGGUCGGUGGGUAGUUUCGGGGCGUCAAGGAGAGAGAAGCGGAUGCCACGUGUCACAUUUCGCGGUGCCCCUUGUCUGAAAGGUGGAGCGAGGAUGGCGCCAAAUUUUCCUCAGUCCUUGGUAGGCACUUUUGGCCGUGAUUGGCACAUGGAUGCCGGUCUGAACAGGACGAGCUCCGAUCGCCAAUCAUCAGGCAGAACCACGUGUCUGCCCCAUCACCAGCCACGUCAGCAGACUACUUGUUGUCAAUCAUGGGCGCAUAAUGAAGCCGCUCUUCUCCCGCCCACCUUCGAGACCCCUUUCAAACCCCUCUCGGUCUCAAAGCCAUCACUAUGUCGUCAUCAGCACGCCAGCGAUGGGGUAAUCUCACGGCCGGCGUCCUUCUUGAUGCCGCCCUCGCCCUUCUUCCCGCCUCGAUGGAGGAAGUGGAGGAGAGGGAGAGGGAGAGGGAAGGGGAGAGGGAGGGGGUGGGGUUGGAGGGAAAGGGAUGUCCCAGUGGCAGGUGCAGCAGUAGGCGCUGACGAUGAUAGCGGCGGAUGCAGCGGCUGCGGUGGAGAUAGCGCUCCUGCUGUUUCUAGGGUUUCGUUGAUAGGGGUGAUGGGGAAUGUCCCACGUGGCGGUAGGAGAUUGACCGGCGCGAUCCCGAUCAGAAGAUCCAUCACCGGAAGUCGGCGCGGUUCCUCCGUCGUCGCGUCUGCCGCUGCCGGCGGCGCCGCCGUCACUGCAACUACCAUAUCCUCCUCCUCCUCCUCCUCCUCACCUUCAGCGGCGGCGGCCGCGCUAAUUACUGCCUUGACAGCUGGCAAUCCUGACGUGCUACAGGUCAUCCUCAGCUUUCUGAAGAGGCCGUUGGUGGGCCUGGCCUUGGUGCUUGUCGCCAGCGCGGUGUCCCGGUACGAGAGGCUGGGCCUGGAGCGGAUUAUCCUCGUGGCCGCCGCUCGGUGCUUCGUUCAGGUGAUUGUACUAGGCUUCGUUUUGAAAUUCGUUUUCGAAAAGGCGGGAGUUUUCUGGAUGGCCUCGCUAAUUACUCUCAUGGUCUUGAUUGCCGGUCAAACUGGCGGCAAACGAGCAGGCCGCGUCCCUCACAGUCGACUAAUUAUCACGUUAGCUGUCAUCUCCGCCGUCGCUAUCACCCUUUCCAUCUGCUCCUUCUGUGGUCUUUACCCCCGCCAGCCGCGAUACAUAAUCCCUAUGGCAGGAUACGCGAUCGGCAAUUCCAUGUCAGUAACUGGUAGCUGUCUGACAUUUCUGGCUAAUUACCUGGAGGCCGAGAGAGGGCUUGUGGAGGCCUCUCUCUGUCUGGGCGCUACUCCCAAACAAGCCUCGGCAUCGAUGGUGCGGAAAGCUUUGCGGGGGGGUCUAAACCCCUUGUUCGAUUUCGUUAAAACCACUGGGCUAAUUAGUCUGCCAGGUGCCAUCACGGGAAUGAUACUAGGGGGGACGCCCCCAUUACAGGCAGUACAGAUGCAAUUGGUCGUCUGCUUUCUACUUUUGGGAAGUGCCGUUGUGUCGUGCAUGGUCGCGACUUUCCUAAGUUGGCGUCAAUUUUUUACUCCCGCGGGUCAGUUCAUCCUCUCCAAUGGCGUCAGUUAAAAAAGAAUAGAAUAAAAGAAUACCAAAAAAAAAAAAGAAAAAAAGAGAAUGUAGUAAUGUACACACACAGCUCCUCCUCAUUCCCUCCCCCUCCCCCCCCCCCCCCCCCCCCCCCCCCCCCCCCCCCCCCCCCCCCCCCCCCCCUCUCUCUCUCUCCCUUAGGAGACGGUCCCUCAAUUCCAUAUCCGCGUGGUCGCUGCUUUCCUAAGUUGGCGCCAAUUACUGUAAUUUCUCACUCCCCGCAGCUGAGUUCGUCGUCUGCAAUGGCGGGAGUUAGAAGAAUGUACACAAAUUCCGACGUUCCUCCUCUUUCCCGCCUUGUUUCUUCCUCGUUUCAUUCCUCCCCAUCCCGCCUUUUUCCCCGCCUCUUGCUUUUGAGACAGUCCCUUCCCUCUCUGUCCGCGUGGUCGCUGCUUUCCUAAGUUGGCGCCAAUUACUGUAAUUUCUCAAUUUCCCCGCAGCUCAGUUCGUCGUCUGCAAUGGCGGGAGUUAGUACACACAUUUGCUCGUUCCUCCUCUUUCCCGCCUUUUUUCUUCCUCAUUUCAUUCCUCCCCAUCCCGCCUUUUCCCCCUCGCCUCUUGCUUUUGAGACGGUCCCUCCCCUCACUGUCCGCGUGGUCGCUGCUUUCCUAAGUUGGCGCCAAUUACUGACGCCUCUCCUCUCUUCCUUUUUUUUCUUCUUAAUUUCUCACUCGCCACAGCUCAGUUCGUCAUCUGCAAUGGCGGGAGUUAGAAGAAUGUACACACCUUCUCGUUCCUCCUCUUUCCCGCCUUUUUCCUUCCUUGUCCUCCCUCUCCGCUCUCUCCGCUCUCUGCUCUCCAUGCGCUGACGCCACUACGGCCUUGUCACCGCCGAGCCUCCGCUUUCUCCUCUAUACCCACCGUCUUCCCCGCGAACACAAUGGACCCUCAUCAUUACUGUAUUUGGUCCGAAAGAUAGCGUGUAUACAUUCAUGAUGAGGGUGCGUUAUGUUCGCGGGAGGACGGUAGACUCCUCUCUCCCCACUUUCUCCUCCCUUCACCGGAUUACCGUUGUCCCCGACCACAACGGACCCUCAUCGUAGCUGUAUUUGGUCGGAAAGAUAGCUUGUAUACAUUCCUAGACAGGGGCUCGGUUAUUACACUAACACGA
Messenger RNA from Chara braunii, 3713 nucleotides. The record is from the annotation of a GenBank genome assembly. Lineage: Eukaryota; Viridiplantae; Streptophyta; Charophyceae; Charales; Characeae.